Fusarium fujikuroi IMI 58289 is the source of this 765-nucleotide messenger RNA. RefSeq lists its product as uncharacterized. The coding region runs from base 1 to 765 and encodes 254 amino acids. The transcript has 2 exons. Lineage: Eukaryota; Fungi; Ascomycota; Sordariomycetes; Hypocreales; Nectriaceae. The record is from RefSeq and is a predicted model, not a curated record.
AUGAAGUUGACACUCUUCCUCACAGUCACGCUCUUCACUGGUGUCUUGGCUACUUCCCUGUCCAAGACAGUCAUCGUCAGAGAUGAGACACUUGAAGCUCGCCGUCUACCAGCCUUUGCUACACCGCGCAUUGGCGUCACUGUAGCUUCAGUGAAGAAAGGACGUACUUCUCACGUCAAGCGCUCGAUCAGCCGCAAGGGUGUGAGCUUGGUUAGCUUGGUAGAGCGUGUUGCUGAGAAGAUUAAGGAGAGAUGUGAUGACAUCGAAUCUGUUUUGGAGGAAACUAAGGUUGAGAGACUGUCGAAGGACAACGCUGUGCACAAAGUCGUUCGCAAGAUGAACAGCAUCAGAGCAACACUCUCUCGAACAGUCUCCAUCAUGGACAGGACUCCAACUCUUGAUCUCACCCAAGACAAUAGUCAAGCUCUUCUCAGCAAUGUCUACAUCAUCACAAAAGAACUGCACAGCACAGCCAAAGACUCCGUCACCACUCUAGGAGGAACAGGAGCUCGCUCCAUGUCUCGAGCAACGCACAUGCUCGCCGAUGUCCUCAACAAUAUCGUCACCAUCAACCCAGAUAUCACCUCAGAUGUUUAUCGCAAGCUAUCGCCCAUCUUCUCCGACAUGGUUUCUACCGACGAGAAAGACUUGCAUGUCUUCAUCAUGAGCUCAGUGACGGAGUUCUUGUCAUCCAUCAAGCCCGAUGAUCUUGACUCAUGCAGCUCUGGAGAUUGUUUAGACAGUCCAAACGAAGAGUUGAAGUGA